GUUACCGCUAGUUAUUAGUUCCCUAUAUAUUAAUAUACUCUUUGAUAGUUACUGACUUACUAGUUACUAGUUAUUGAAUAUUUUUUGGUUUGUUUGUUUAUAAAUAUUAUAUAGUCUGUAUAAAGAUUAAAACAUUAAAUUGCAAUUUGCAAGAAUAAUAGCAAGAUGGCAGAGGCACUUGAUAAUGAUAACGAUACUGUGAUGUGUGAUAGUGAAAGUACAAUGAUAGCCUCUCAUGUAGAAGACGAUGAGGGUCCAUCGCGUAAAAAGCGUAAAACUGGUACAAAUGAAGAGCCAUCGGAGAGAUUAGAGCAACGGCUAGGAGGUAUCCUUUGCUGCGCAGUUUGUUUGGAUCUACCUCCGGCUGCCGUGUAUCAGUGUAGUAACGGCCAUCUGAUGUGUGCACCUUGCUUCACCCAUCUCCUUGCUGACGCACGCCUUCGCGAUGAAUCAGCGACUUGCCCAAACUGCCGCAUUGAGAUAUCACGUACAUCAGCAUCCAGAAACUUGGCUGUGGAGAAGACUGUAUCAGAGCUGCCAAUAGAAUGCAGACAUUGUACUCAUGUAUUCCCUCGCCACUCCAUAGAACAUCACGAGGAAAAGACUUGUGAAGAAAGAUGUAAGUGUGGAGUCCCUCGCGAGUACAAGUUCACACAGUUGAGAGUGGACAUGGAGCAGCGUAAGGCGAUGAGUGGUUUGGUUCGCAUUGCGGUCACUGUGUACAGCUUCAUGUUGUCUCUCUUCAGAAGAACAUAUCUCGUGCCGGACUUAGUUGGCACGAGCAAACGUCGUAGGUACCACAGGGUGACGGGCUGCAAGUUCGCGAGCAUCGGCUGCUUGUGGCGCGGCGCGGCGCGGGUCGCGGGCGCCCACGAGGCGACGUGCGAGCGGCCCGCGCUGUCGGCCGGCGAGGUGCUGGACGCGCUAGCGGUGCGGGAGCGCUGCGCCGCCGACCAGCUGCGGGUCUACACGCAGAUAUUUGAUAUGCUCUCCUACGAGAAGAUCACGUUCAACGACUUGCAGCUGAAGCCGUACCGCACCGACGAGUUUGUGCACAAGCUGUACUACGAGACGCUGCGCUUCCCCUCGUUCGGGCACCAGUGGCUCGUGAAGGCCUUCAUCAACAACCAGCAGCGCGACCCCACGCAGAGCGCCGAGCGGGACAUCUCCUACCAGUUGGUGCUGAAGAGCAAGUGCACGUCGGAGGUGUCGGUGCAGUGGGUGUGGACGCGCGGGCCUCUGGGGUUUGCGCGCAUGCGGCCGGCGCUGGGCGCGCACACCUUCCGCGACGAGCAGCCUCCUCCGCCCGCGCGGCUGCCGCUGGAGCACGCGUUGGACGCCAACCAACUUCUGGCAGAGCGGGCCAUCCACCUCAGACUCAUCAUGUUUCUGACUACAAAGUAAUUCAAAUCUUAUGACGAUCAUUAUUACCUUUACUCGGAAAGCCAAAGAUUCCAGACAGUAAAUCUUAAUUUUAAUUAAUUAAAGUUAUAUUUACAACCAUCAAGUUAAAGUCCCACGGAUACCUUUCACAAAUGUUAUUUAUGGUAUAAACUAUAAAUUCAACCGUAUACAAUUAUCCGUACAAAAUAACUUACACCUAAAUUCGGAGAAAAUGUUAAUAGCAACUCGGUUGAUAAAUAAAUUUAUCGAGACAUUCUAUAAAAGUGACAUGGAAUACAACGCUUGCACCAUAUUUUUGUUACCAGAAUCUGGCUAAUGAAAGCCGUUCUGAGAAACUGUGGCAAUUUCAAGAAUGUUCAGCUGGGAACACUGUUACACAGGCUAUACACUGAAUAAAGCGAAGUUGAUACUGUUAAUUUUGGGAACACCCAAAAUAUUCGCAAUAUUUUAUUCCGAUUUUAAUAAGUCGGAAAAUAUAUUAUUAUUUUAUAUUUUAUUUUACGGAAAGACGUAAAUGGUAUUUGUUUGUUUUCCGUUUUAAUAAGUUCGAAGAAUGAAAAGCUCGAUGGAUUUUCGAUACAUAGAAUAAACUGUUAAAAUUAUAA
Molecule: messenger RNA, 2009 nt
Organism: Leptidea sinapis
Lineage: Eukaryota; Metazoa; Arthropoda; Insecta; Lepidoptera; Pieridae
Product: cysteine and histidine-rich protein 1 homolog
Exons: 7
Coding region: 166-1404 (412 amino acids)
Cellular component (GO): nucleus
Molecular function (GO): zinc ion binding
Source: RefSeq, a predicted model, not a curated record